Messenger RNA from Macroventuria anomochaeta, 1284 nucleotides. Its product is annotated as protein transport protein yip1. The record is from RefSeq and is a predicted model, not a curated record. The transcript has 4 exons. Gene Ontology annotation, biological process: vesicle fusion with Golgi apparatus; endoplasmic reticulum to Golgi vesicle-mediated transport. NCBI's taxonomy places the organism in Eukaryota, Fungi, Ascomycota, Dothideomycetes, Pleosporales, Didymellaceae. Gene Ontology annotation, cellular component: membrane; trans-Golgi network. The coding region runs from base 279 to 1172 and encodes 297 amino acids.
CUGGGCUUCAACGAACAACGAGACAUUCGCAUUUGCUUUUCCUUUUCCUUUCACGCACUCACAUCCUGGUCUGGUUGUCGACUCGCUCUCUUCGCAUUACCUGUCGUUCCCUUACCCACCCGCGGUGACGUCGCUCGGUCCCUCCACGUAACGAGUUCAGCCAACACGGAGACAGCGACUCCAGGCUUCCACAUUAGUAACCUUCAGUCCACGUCCACCUCAGUCUGCUCUCCACUAUCUCUCUUGAUUCACGAACCCUUGCACACGCGAUAGACACAAUGGCAUCCUACGGUUACGGACAGAACCCUCAAUACGGCGGUGGGGGUGCGCAAAACCUCCAAUUCUACUCCUCCUCAUUCUCGAAUCAGCCAGUGUCCGGGCACUCGACGCCCUUCCAAGCCAACUACGGUGCGCCGCAAGCUCAGGCUUUCCCUACACAAUAUGGUCAAGGGUUCUCGGCGCCCGGUGUUAGUGGACAGAUGGGCAUGGGAGAGUCAGGGCUGCGGACAGGAUGGCUAGCGGCGUUUGGUGCAGAAGGAUACGAAGGGGAACCACCACUGCUGGAGGAACUUGGCGUCAACUUCGGACACAUUCAGUCGAAGACACUUGCGGUGCUGAACCCUUUCAGGCGGAUUGAACCGCACGUCAUGGACGACAGCGAUGUCGCGGGUCCUAUUCUAUUCUUCUUCAUCUUCGGCACAUCGCUUCUGCUCUCUGGAAAGCUUCAUUUCGGUUACAUCUACGGAUUGGGACUUGUAGGCACAAUACUGCUUCACCAGAUCAUCUCGCUCAUGUCACCACCUAUAAGCGCGGAUGAGGCCGUAGCAGGCCAGGACCACGGACACCCGCGCGGCUCCCACCUUGGUUCAUCGUUGACAUACCCUCGAUCAGCUUCAAUUGUGGGCUACUGCCUGCUUCCUCUUGUUCUGGUUUCAACCCUGGGCAUUGUCGUGCCUCUGGACGGCCUCUUCGGCUACAUUGUCACAAUCCUGUCUAUCAUGUGGUGCUCAUACUCUUCUAGCUCCAUGUUCACCGUUGCUGGCCGCAUGACUUCGAUGAGAGGACUUGUCGCCUACCCUAUGGUAUUGUUCUAUGGCAGCUUUGGCAUCAUGGCUAUCUUUAGCUCUCGAGGCACUGGACAACUGGGCAAGGUGGCAGCUGGACAGGCAUGAGGGACGAGGAAGGUCACAAAAAGCGCAUAUGGCGAAUUACGAGCAUACAGCGAACGGCGUACGGUACCAUGAAGUAGAAUACAAAACUUAACAACGGCAAGUUUGACAUUCA